CUCACCUUCGAGCAUCGACUGAUCAGUCAAAUAGUACAAUGCCAGCCUUCGAGAUCGCCCAAACAAUCCGCACCUUUGGCGGAAAGCUCCUCAAGCUCUCCCACAAGUCUGCCGAGCUCGGCGGCUUGGAGACCAAGCUCAACCUCUACCUUCCUCCUCAGGCCGAGAAGGGUAAGGUCCCCGUCCUCUUCUACCUCUCGGGCCUGACCUGCACUGGCGACAACUGCGCCGAAAAGGGUAACUUUAUCAACCCCGCCUCCAAAGAAGGUCUCGCCCUCGUCUUCCCCGACACCUCCCCCCGCGGCGCCGGCGCUCCCAACGAGGAGGACUCUUGGGAUUUUGGAACCGGUGCUGGAUUCUAUAUCGAUGCCACCUCUGAUGCGUACGCGAAGCACUACAGAAUGUACUCCUAUGUGACCAAAGAGUUGCCGGAGUUAUUGUUCAAGGAGUUCGGGAAGGAGUUGGAUGAGAGCAAGGUGGGGAUUACAGGACAUUCGAUGGGUGGACAUGGUGCGCUUACCUUGUUCUUGAGAAACCCGGGGAAGUACAAGUCUGUUUCCGCUUUCUCUCCCAUCGUGAACCCCAUCAACUGCCAAUGGGGUCAGAAAGCCUUCUCCGGCUACUUCGGCGCCGAAAACAAGUCUAAGUGGUCCGAGCAUGACGCAACCGAGCUCAUCUCUUCCCUCGGAGACAAGGCUGCGUCGUUGCCGGAAAUCUUGAUCGAUCAGGGUUUGGCUGAUAACUUCUACCCCGACCAGCUCUUGACGAAGAACUUUGAGAAGGCGGCGAAGGAAGCGGGUGUUAAGGCAAAUGUGAGAUACCAGGAUGGUUACGACCACUCCUACUUCUUCAUCUCUACCUUUGCGGAGGAGCACGUCAAGCACCACGCGAAGUAUUUGAAGGCUUAAGUAGCUAUAGGAAAUACCAUUUGGUUGUAG
Saitoella complicata NRRL Y-17804 is the source of this 938-nucleotide messenger RNA. Its product is annotated as S-formylglutathione hydrol. The record is from RefSeq and is a predicted model, not a curated record. Gene Ontology annotation, molecular function: S-formylglutathione hydrolase activity. The transcript has a single exon. Gene Ontology annotation, cellular component: cytosol. Bases 39 to 908 code for a protein of 289 amino acids. Gene Ontology annotation, biological process: formaldehyde catabolic process. Lineage: Eukaryota; Fungi; Ascomycota; Saitoellomycetes; Saitoellales; Saitoellaceae.